AUGUCAGAUCCCGAGAUUGAGAAUACGUCUCCACCUCUCCCUAGUCGCGGCGCCUACUCCUUCAACUUCGACGAUGUUGAUGAGUUCAGUAACCCGUUCCAGUCAAGUCGUGCUCUGAGUAAUUCUCCUCCCAAAGCCAGCACUGGCAACAACCCAUUCAAGGGUAAAUCCAAGCUGUCAAGGUCACCGCCAGGGUCUUCACUUUCUGUAAAUGAGAAAACUGAACAUGACAUAGUCGUUAAUAAUAAUGAGUCUUCUACACCAACACCACUUGAUGCCCCAGACUCUAAUUCUAACCAAGACACAACUAUCAACAAUGAGGAGUCCUCUGUUAAUCAAGACACAACUAUCAACAAUAAGGAGGCCUCUAUUAACCAAGACACAACUAUCAACAAUAAGGAGGCCUCUAUUAACCAAGACACAACUAUCAACAAUAAGGAGGCCUCUAUUCCAAAGCCAAGUGUAACCCAAGAUUCCAAGUCUUGCCAAGACACAACUAUUAACAAUAAUGAAUCGUCUAUGCCAACACCGAAUGUGACCCCAGACUCCAAGUCUUCAAUCUCCGAGUUUGAGUCUUCACCACAGGCAUACUUCUCUGCUGUAGAUGUCAUUGAAGAAGAAACCUCUGGGCUGGGACAAUCAGUUGUGUCUGUCGAGUCUGAAGAUGUGUGGUGUGAUGCCGAGGAGACUGUAGGCUCGUCUGGUGUCGGUGAAGCCAGUCUGGCAGGUGAUAACUCAAAAAGCAGCCAGCCUCAGACAGCACAUUCUAAUCCUAUACCCAGUCAGAAAGGAGCUGACAGUAGCAAGACAGGAUGUGAAAAUCCACCACUUUCAGAUGUUGCUAAUAAGGAUGAUGUAAAGAAGAGUCCUAAAAAAUCACAAGAAGAAGCCAGGCACAGCAAAAAGAGUCCAGGAAAGAAACCAGCCAAAGAUAAGAACAGUGGACAGGCUGUUGAAGCAGGUGCAGAGAUAGGUGAAAGAGAAGAAAAGGAGGUAGGUUCUUCAAAAUCAGAAGAUGUGAAAGAAAUUGAGGUGGAAGUUAAGAAGAGCGUCGGCAAAGGUAAGAAGACUCCUUUGAAAGUAAAGGACAAGGCUGUGGUUAAGAGGGAUGGGGCUGAAGGGAAGCGGAGUCCCGGGAAAGGUUCUAACAUUGGUAAGGAGGACCAGACUGUGGAGGAAAAGGACACGGACACAAAACUACAGGACAUGACUGUUGCUGAGAACCAGGAAGCUGUGACACAAGAUAAAGUUGUAUCGGAGACCGAGACCACUAAAAAAAAGACAACACCUGUGGCAGUGAAAAAAAAGCCUAAAUCUAAAUUAAAGAAACCAGCAAGUUCUAAUGAACAGGUCGAUGGGGAUAUUCAGAUUUUUGCUCCACCGAAACCGAUAUCAGCUGUUGACACUGUCCAGCAAUUGGACCCAGCCCCCGCUCAUGCCAAUCAAAUGACUGCGAGUCUGGGAAUGGUGCACGAGUUUGGAACGGGUGAUGAUGCCGAGAUGCCAGAGGAGGCCAAUGAGGGAUUCGUGCCAGCGUCGGAAGUGUUCACCGACUCCACUGCGUGGGACGUACUGGAGGGGGGUGACGGCGACCUCAAGACUUUGGGACCAGGCAGAGAGUCGCUCUUUGUUACACACGAUCCUCUGGUCCAGGGACUUACUGGAGACACGGAAUCAUCAAAAAGAAAAGGACAGCGAUCAGGUUCGGAGCUACCAGAUGAAGCAUCUACCACCAGUCCUGAUGAUGUGUUGACUGCCUCCAGUAAGUCAUCAGGUGGCGGUCGACAGGCGAAGGUGAGACACCCGGCGGCCCGUGUUCUUGAUGAGAAGAUAGACGCUGCUGCCGCUGCGGCUGGGGAACCCCACGAGCUGAAUGGUGAACAGCUCACACAGGGAAAGAGCGCAAUGACGGGUGAUAGUAAAGAUGCUGUGGUUCAUUUAGUACAGGACAAAAAAGGAGGUGAACAGGUGUUGAAGUACUCGCAGUCAGACUGGAACAAGAAGCAGCAGGACCUGGAGCUCGAGUUCCACGCUCAGCUGCUGAGCAAGGAGAAGGAGUGGAGCAAGAAGCUGGCCGACCGCGACAAGCGGAUCUCCAACCUCGAUGAGCAGACGCGCCACGCCAGGCAGACCAACGAGGACAUGAGAAUGGUUAUAACAGAGUUUGAAAAGACAAUCUCAUUGCUUCAAGCUGACAAAGAGAAGAAUAGCACAGCCUCGCAGCAGUCCUUGCAGGAAGUAAUCCGAGAAAGAGAUCAGGCUUCAGAAGAUCUGCAUUCCGUGGAAGCUGCUUUUGCUGGUUUACAUCAACGAUACGAGAAGACAAAAGCAAUCAUUGAUGGGUUCAAACAGAAUGAAAGUGUUCUUAAAAAGUGUCUUGAGGAAGCCCAGGCCAAGUUAAAAAAGUCGGAAGACAAGUUGUUACAGUUGAAAAAACAAGCUGAAGACAAGUUUGAGAAAGUGAGUAUGGAGCUGGACAAGGAGAGACGGACACAUUCAUCGGAGAUCGCCAGAUUGCAGGCCGCCGUAAAAAAAUCAGAAAUACAGAUACAGGGUCUGGAGAUGUCACUACAACAAAAAAUUCAAGAAAACCAGGAGCUAACAUCUAUAUGUGACGAGUUGAUAGCAAAAGUCGGGGUAGAAUGAAUCUGCUUUCUCUGUACAAGAUGUUUAUUUAUUUAUCAGGUGAUAUUUAUUCCAGUAAGAGACGAACAUUAUGCAUGAUAGCGUUCGUGUUGGGUCUUGAGAAAACAACCUACCUGUGUAACCACUGCUGCUUGGGUGUCAGAUCUGUUGCCAUGUAGUACUUAAUUCAUCUAUCAGCUUGCAAGGUGUGUAUCAGUGAUGUUGUCACCUGUACAACCAACCAGCAUCCAUGUUUGAAAAACCAUGUCAAUGAUUCAGCAUCAGUGUUUCCAUGACAACAUCUUCUCUGAUUGCUGACAGGCACUGUCGUCAGUGUCUGGUGGAUUGACGUCGUGCCAGGAUUCUUGGGCAUCUAAGCACGUGUGUUGCCUAGUACAUGGAUAAAAGUUUCUUAAGAUUUAUAACAGCGUGGAUAUUAUUAUAAUUCUCAUGUAAAGAUUUAUGCGGAAAACUGUGUUUAUAAGAGUGCGAAUAUCACUGUAAUUGACUUGUGGUGAUGUCAACUUAAUUAUCACAUACAUUCUCAGAUUGAUAGUUAACACUACUUUGAAUUGAUACCUUGUGGAUAUUACAAUAUCAUUAGGUUGAAUACUAUCUUGAGUGGUUUAAUUCUCAGACAUGACAGUGUUAAGACUACCUUAUGUUGUGGAUACCAGAAAUAUCAGAUGUUUGUCGAAGUUGUGGAUAUCACAAACAUUCUUAGAUGUUUUGUCUAAGUUGUGGGUAUCACAAACAUUCUUAAAUUACAAAUUAUCUUAUGUGUAAAUAUUACAAAGAUUUCCUCAUGGAGAUAAAGUCAUUGGAACUAAGAGGAAUUAUGAAUUAUAUGCAGUUUUCUAAAACAAAAAUCCCCCUGAUGUAUACCGGUAAAUUAAGAGCAGUUCAAUCAACCAUUACAUCAGAUAUCUCUGAAUGUAUAGUUGCUGCUGUACACCUGUCCACAGAUUACAGUUAUCUUCCCAUUUGGUUGAAAUAUAGCCACACAAGUCGUCUGCUGUUUGACUGUCAUUAUUUCAUGGCAGACAGCUUUGAAGUGGCAACUAUUAGACUGAAGUUCAUAGGCGAGAGCACGUACUUUGCAAACAUGUGUAACUUAUUAACAUCAAAGGUUUUUAUGUGGUAAUUCUGGCCGAUGCAAAUGUAGGACUUUUUUUGUAAAAAUGUGUGUACUGCAGCCAGAUUUAAUGGGUAUGUUUGUUGAAACCAAUAUCCUGGACGAAAGAGCUGGACAACAAAGGUUGUUCUUUUCAGGGUAUGUUGCUCUAAAGCCGGCAUAAAAAACAUCCAUGGGCCUACUGAUAUGAAUAAAAGUGCUAUAGCCACUAACGGUAUAUAGAAACACAUAGUGUAAAUAAUUGUGGUCUGUGGCCAGCUUACAUAACAUGAGAGUUGCAUCUAGGGUGCGGGAUUGCAACAUUUGCACCUAACUUUGUAAAAUCCCGCAAAAAUACAAAGAGCGUGUGGGAAGAAUCCCGCAAAAACUUGCUGUAGGCCGCACUUUCAGGAGCGAUCACUAUUUUAUUUUUAAAUAGGCUUCUCCCACGCAGGGCCCCCUUCCAAAUCUUGGCAAUUCCAAGUAUUAAUUGUGUCUGUACCUUCAUUGGCCAGACUAUUUAUAUCGGCCAAUGAGCAAUUUUUUUACAUUCUACCGGAAAUGGAGUCGUCUGCACGUUUUUGCGAUGUUCAUGAAUGAUAGAAUCGAAGAUGUCGAAGCGGACUGCCAGUGCUACUCUCUUUGAGUUUUCAUUCACAAAGUCUAAAAAAGAGAAAACAGUGAAGACUUGCGAACCCAACACCUUUUUUUUGGACAAUGACUGUGAGUGAGAGCCACAAGAAAACUCUGAAAAGGAGACUAGUUCUCUUACUAGUUCUAAAAAGCCUUAUUUAGUUACUGUGUCUAUAAUGAGCAAAUUUCUGUAUGUGGGUUUUUUUUUAAUGUAGCCCUCCAUUGAGUCUUGGGCCACCCUUUUUUCUGACAAGGUGGGGGAGGGACAGUGCCCCCUUUUUUCUGACAAGGUGGGGGGACAGUGCCCCCUUUUUUCUGACAAGGUGGGGGAGGGACAGUGCCCCCUUUUUUCUGACAAGGUGGGGGAGGGACAGUGCCCCCUUUUUUGAGAUCCUAGAUGUAACUCUGUAACAUAUGAUGGUGGUGAGACUGGUUCUUGUCAUUAAAACAAAGGACCCGUAAAUUUUAAGCCCUAUAAUACAGAAUAUUGAACCAAAUUAUUAUUAAGCUUCAUUCGUGAAAGCUCUGUGGACAGUUUGAACCGUUAGGACCUGUGUUUAUGAACUUUAGUCUAGACUCCAGUCUCCAAUGAUAUCGCAUGCAUGCAGUUUGGCAUGAAUUAAGUCCCAGACUCUUGUUGAGAGUCAAAAGUAUCAUCUCUAAAUGUUUUCCAAGCAUAGGAUCUGGUGGCUUUAAAGUGACCUCUAUCAGACAUUAAAUUAUAAGAAUGAUGUAAUCUGGAUAUUUUUUAUUUCAUCUUAUAAUCUGCUAAAUAUAAAUAUGCUUUCUACCCAUAAUUUAGGAUUUACAGAAUCACUAAAUUCGCAGCCUGUGUAUGUCUUGUGGUUGAUAGCUAAACCAAAAUGUCUUUUACAGCACAUUAAAUUCUUCUGGAUUCUUCAGCAAUUCCAGAAUUUAGUUUUCGAAACCCAUACACAGUUCCUGUUCUUUGAUGAAAAGCUCACAGGAGCCUCCAGUUUUUAAAACCAUGCAAAUAUUUCCCUGAUUUUUUCCCCAGUGUCAUGAUGCCCAAUACUGAAACGUUUGUUUACUGUAAGUAUUGUGAUAUAACAUUUCUAACCACACGCGACAAUCUUAGUGUUAAUCCACAUACGUGUUCCAGUGUUUGGUUGUGAUAGAUUGGUUUUAACCAUGUGCUGUGGUGUGUCUAAUGUCUGUGAACGUGGUAGAAGUAGAGUACCUGUACACGCCCAGAUUACAUUACUUAUGUUAUCUUUUUAAUCAGUGUCAAACCAUAGGCAUCAAGCUGUUACAAGCCGUUAGAUGGCAGAAAGAGAAACUCAUUGGCGGGCACAUAAGUGUGGCAGUGGUGGGGAUUGAUGGUGUCCACAAAUUCUUAUUCAGCUUUCUUCUUUUUUUAAUUGUGCAGCCAUAAAUCCUGUGAAUGUUUUUUUAAUUUCAGCCAUAAAACUUGUAAGUUUAUUAAAUAAAUGAAUCCUUUCAGAAAUUUCUGGUAAUGGUCAUAACUAAAUCUCUAUGACAAAAUAUAUUAUCAGUACCUAAUUCAUCAAAGAUGCACCCUGCCAUUGAAUAAAUAUAUAGUCAGUUUAAUACUUCAGGAAAUGUAAAUUUCAUCAUGUGUAAAGAAACUGUUUUCCAGGAUCCUAAUAUAUUACAACUUGGCCUUGCUUACUUGGGCAGGCUUUGAGAAUGUCUACAAAAUGGCACUUGGUUUACAUUCAUAUACAAAUUACAAUAUUUGUUGAACUAUUAACAAUAUCAUGAUUUUAUGGCUUGUAUUUAAAAUGUUUAUGGUAAUACAUGUAAUGAUUAUAUGCAUUUCUGUAUUUACUUAUAUUAAAAUUAUUAUAUUUCAAAAUAUAAAUAUUAAAUAUAAUAAUUUUAAAAUAAUGGGCCUCUUUAAAAUUUCCACUUGUUGGAGUCUUAAAAACAGAAAGUCAGCUCUGUAUAUAUUAUCCUCCUCUGUUUCCACUGUAGAAGCGUUGUAGUGUUGCAGUGUAUAACCUGUGUUGUAUAUUCAUUAUGAACUGUUUGAAAGAGAUCUUAAAGCCGCUAACCCUGUUACAGCUUCUUUACCUUUAACAUACACAUUACUUGUGUCAUUUUGGUUCAAUUACCAGUUUGAUAAGCCCAAUGAGUUUGUGGUGCAAGUUCAGUCCAUCAGUCAUUGCUAAUGCUUGCUACAAUUGCUUUUCAUGCUAUAUAUUAAACUGAAUGAAUGGCUUGGAAACCAGUCAAUAUAGUUUCAAAUGUUUACCCCUAAAUACAGUUGGCUAAAUGUACAGGUAGGCCAGGUGGUUCAGGUAUUUCUAGCAUCCGAGUCGUGUAAUUAGUUUGAUGUGAAACGAACAUUCAUACCUGUACCUCGGAAAUUAGGGUCGGCGGCAUUAACAUUUGUGUGACUGUGUAUUUUGACAAGGCGCAGUGUGAUACUUGGUGUAAAUAGAAGCAUUUAUUUAUUUAUUUGUUAUUGCCUACAUGUAUCUCUGUAGCAUAUGGAACUGUUUGCAUACAAUACCUCAUGUGUGUCGGAUAUAUACCAAUAUAAGACAAAUCAGUUAUUAAAAUUAUGUAUGUUAUGGUUAAAAUUUAUCAUCUGUAAUUAGAAUGUGCAACCAUCUCAUUGGGAAAGUGUCAGUAAAACGUUUUUAUUCAGUUCUAACAUUUUCAAAACGAUUGAAAAAGUUGUAGGUUGAUUUUUCUGUGUAAAUUAUGAUGAUAUCCAGAGUAUGGAAUUACUCUUUUUCCUUUUCACCUGUCUGGGCUUUUUGUGUUGGAUAAUGGCUUACUGGUUAGUUGUAAUGUUAGUUGUUAGUAGUCGCUAGGCGAGAAGCGGGUGUAGUUAGAACUGAUGGUGAAUGGGAGCUAAUAGUUGGAUCAGCAUGUGCCACUCUCCAAUUUCACUACAUGACCAAUCGAGUUCCAGCAGAUCAAUAUUUUAUAGCAGAUUGACCAGUUUUAUUUUUGCACCUUGUUUGGUGAAUCCAUCACAUGGUACUUUGAAGCUACUUUAAUUCGAUAGCUGUAGCUAAAAUAGCACAAAUGAUUAGAAAGCAUGAUUUUGUUGGCGUUGUUUGUUGAAGAAACUGUUCAUAGCUAUUGUAAGUUUUACAGUAGUUGUCUACAGCAUUAUAUUAAUACAUUCUGUUGAAACAUUUCAAAUUUUAUCCAGUUUUCAGAAUUGUUUUAUAUGCAUAGUAAAUAAGAAUAAAUGUGUGUUUCAGUUUUAAGUAUGUUAAAAUUGUCUCUCCAUUUCCUUUUUUAUAAGAUACAUAUUUUAUCAUGGCUUUGUAUCCAAGGCUUUUUUGUUUUGUUUUAUGUCUGUGUAAUGUUUGCAUUUUUCAAUAGAUCUGGGAUUUUGGGAACAUCUGUUGUACCAGAGAAAUCUUUACUAUAUUUUAUACUAAUGUUUUUUUGGUUUUAUAUGAACAAUUAACUUCUGUUGUAAUCUGAAACUUGAUUUACCUCUUAGUUCCUGUAUACAAAUUUUAUCCUAUUGAAACUCCUGAAGAAGUUUAUUUAGUGGAAGGUUUUAAAGUAAAACAUUUUAAAAUAUUAGAGACCCUAAGUUGUUUUUUGACUCAGUUAAGCAUCAAAGAUAGGUUGGUAGAUGCAACUGCUACAUUUCACAUUUUAACAAUAUUAGAGACCCUAAGUUGUUGUUUUUUGACUCUCAGUUAAGCAUCAAAGAUAGGUUGGUAGAUGCAACUGCUACAUUUCACAUUUUAACAAUAUUAGAGACCCUAAGUUGUUGUUUUUUGACUCUCAGUUAAGCAUCAAAGAUAGGUUGGUAGAUGCAACUGCUACAUUUCACAUUUUAACAAAUGUAACUUAUCCUGCAACCACCAUUUCUAGUGACAGAAUAUGUUGACUUUUGAUGCCACAUGUAUAGCCUACAUUACCUCUAGAUCAUCUACAAUGUGGCUGAAAUAACAGAAAUAAUAGCUUUUCCCCUUAAUUGUUUUGGUCUGCAGGAUAAAGAUAUUAACUAGUUACUGAUGUUGGAUAUCUGCUUUAUCCUGUCCAGGCCGAAUGAGAAAUUCCCAUUCUUACCUUCACAGGAUAAAGCAGAUGUCCAACGUCAUUAACUAGUUAAUCUCUAGUUAUAUUGUUCACACUCGGUAGAUGUAACUGUUACAUUUUGCACAUUAUCUAAUGAUUAAUAGGUGUAACUGUUACAUUUUGCACAUUAUCUAAUGAUUAAUAGGUAUAACUGUUACAUUUUGCACAUUAUCUAAUGAUUAAUAGGUGUAACAGUUACAUUUUGCACAUUAUCUAAUGAUUAAUAGGUAUAACUGUUACAUUUUGCACACUUUUGAUAGAUCAUUAAAAUUAAACAUUUAUUUUAUGCACACCAAGUUAGGUCAAGAGGUGUAAGUGUUACAUUUUGCACAUUUGUCUAGAUAGAACAUCCAUCCAGAAGUCCAGAUAUAUUAAGCAAUUGAGGCAUGCCUUCCAUUUGAGGUACAGCAGUCUGUUCUUACAAACUGUGUGACACUGGAAUAUAAUUUAAUAGAAUUGGCUCUCAUUUUUUCACAAACUGCAUUACAUAGUGUGGUCACAUUUGACAAGACAUUUACACCAAACAUAGUGUAUUUGUAUAUGCAAGUACUGUUAAAGUAAUUGGGGCAUGUGGUUGGUAUAUUUAUCUGUUUAGCUAGCACUAGAGAGUACAAUUAUCAGAUGUUAAUGGUUCAUAAGUUUAUAUCACAAAACAAACAUGCUUAAUUUUAUGUAAUAUAUAAAUUAUUUUUCAUGUAUUGUAUUAAACAUACAAGACUUGAAUAAACUAUCCAAUACAAUAAA
This is a messenger RNA of Gigantopelta aegis, 9160 nucleotides long. Its product is annotated as transforming acidic coiled-coil-containing protein 3-like. The coding region runs from base 1 to 2646 and encodes 881 amino acids. Gene Ontology annotation, cellular component: cytoplasm. Gene Ontology annotation, biological process: mitotic spindle organization; cell population proliferation; cerebral cortex development. The transcript has 16 exons. Lineage: Eukaryota; Metazoa; Mollusca; Gastropoda; Neomphalida; Peltospiridae. The record is from RefSeq and is a predicted model, not a curated record.